UAAGCCUUUUCCCCGCUACACAGUCCGUCCCUUUGCCCUCUGAGACUCACCUCACGUUCCUGCUAGAGAAAGUGAGGACCUCUCCUCUGCUGCACACUGAGCUCUCUUUCUCCAUCAGUCCAUCUGAUCUUCAGAUUCACCGCUGCACACCUGGAAGCUCACUGCCAUGUCGGACAACGAAGAAGUGGUGGAGGAGUAUGAGGAGUAGGUUGAAGCUAGGGAGGUGGAAGAGACCGUGCAGGAGGAAGACGGACCUGCUGCAGAGGAGGAGGCCGGUGAAGAACAAGAUGGAGAAGAGGAAGCCGAAGAAGGAGAAGAGGAGGAAACCAAACCAAAAUUCAAGCCAUUUAUCAUGCCAAACCUCAUCCCUCCCAAGAUCCCAGAUGGAGAGAAGGUGGAUUUUGAUGAUAUACAUCGUAAAAGGAUGGAGAAGGAUCUGAUGGAGCUUCAGACUUUGAUUGAGGUUCACUUUGAGAGCAGAAAGAAGGAAGAAGAGGAGCUCAUUCAUCUCAAAGAGAGGAUUGAGAAGCGCCGGUUUGAGCGAGCAGAGCAACAUAGAAUCCGCAGUGAGAGAGAGAAAGAGCGACAGAAGCGCCUUGAGGAGGAGAGAGCUCGUAAGGAGGAGGAAGAAGCCAAGAGGAGAGCAGAGGAUGAUGCUAAGAAGAAGAAAACCCUGACCAGCCUCCACUUUGGAGGGUACAUGCAGAAACUGACAGAGAAACGGAGUGGUAAGAGGCAGACUGAGAGAGAGAAGAAGAAGAAGAUCCUGAGUGACAGACGCAAAUCUCUGGAAAUUGAGCACUUGAGCCAGGAAAAGCUCAAGGAGAAAGCUAAGGAGCUUUGGGAGUGGAUGUACCAGCUGGAGGCAGAGAAGUUUGAGCUGCAGUACCAGUUCACCAGACAGAAAUAUGAGAUUAAUGUGCUGAGGAAUCGUGUCAGCGAUCAUCAGAAAAUAUCCAAGAGAACCAAGAGAGGCCUAAGGAAAUAGAUGCUGACAUGCUGAGUGAGCAGUGUAACCAUCAGCCCUGUCCUGCAGCUAUAACCUGAGACCAAGUCCUGGCUUUCCAGCCACACCCCAGUCCCACCUGUCACACUAAUACAGCCACCUACAAUACCAUUUAUAACCAGUUUUCCAGCUCCACCUCACUCUAUUAUUUUCCUCUUUUUCCCAUCCUUUGAACUAGAUGUUCUGUGUUUAAUGGUGUAAAUAAAACUAUCUCAGUUUAAA
Messenger RNA from Xiphias gladius (swordfish), 1228 nucleotides. It is a transcript of the gene tnnt2a, whose product is annotated as troponin T type 2a (cardiac). The record is from RefSeq and is a predicted model, not a curated record. Gene Ontology annotation, biological process: cardiac muscle contraction; sarcomere organization; regulation of muscle contraction. Lineage: Eukaryota; Metazoa; Chordata; Actinopteri; Istiophoriformes; Xiphiidae. Gene Ontology annotation, molecular function: troponin C binding; tropomyosin binding; troponin I binding. The transcript is spliced from 14 exons. Gene Ontology annotation, cellular component: troponin complex.